Alosa sapidissima (American shad) is the source of this 3073-nucleotide messenger RNA. It is a transcript of the gene chtf18, whose product is annotated as CTF18, chromosome transmission fidelity factor 18 homolog (S. cerevisiae). NCBI's taxonomy places the organism in Eukaryota, Metazoa, Chordata, Actinopteri, Clupeiformes, Clupeidae. The coding region runs from base 150 to 2957 and encodes 935 amino acids. The record is from RefSeq and is a predicted model, not a curated record. Gene Ontology annotation, molecular function: ATP binding; ATP hydrolysis activity. The transcript is spliced from 23 exons.
GUAUCCUUUUGACAAAUAUUUUUGCGCGAACUCUGCACUGCAUGGAAACUCUUGUCUUUUGUGAAGUUUCGCGGCUUUAAAAGUUUCUGUUGACAUUUGUUUUGCAUUUAAAAGUGAACGAUUGAAACCAAGACACCGUUGCAACUAAUAUGGAUGAAUACGAUGAGAUGUACGGCAUCGAGGACGACUUCGAGCAGCAGUUUGCCGACGAGUUAGAGGUGUUGGCUGAUAUGGACUUUGAUCCGUGUCCCGUGGCUAAAGUCUCUGAGUUGCGUAACCAGAAGCCCCAGCAAUCCUUUGAUGAGGCGAUCGCUGCUGGGGAUGAGGAGACGGAGGAUGUCUCCCACAGCCCAUCACCAGGGAUGGAGGAGCCGCUGACCCCGCUACCCAAGAGAAGGAAGUAUGAUGUGGCUAAAAAACUCAAGUUUGAGUCGACGCAGGUUGAUGACAUCACUCCCCCCUCCUCUCCAGAGGCUUAUGAGGGCAGCAGGCUGCCGCCCUCCCUCAGGCUCUCCCCUGAUAGGCCGCCCGUUGCCACGGUUGCACUGGACAUCAGCGGUUUGGGAGCGUUACAGGAGACCCCUAGACGGGUUCCCACGGAAACCAGGCAUGCCCUACGGCGUCCCCCGGCAAUAGGAGACUUCAUCACCGUCACUGACUCUUCCGGAAAUCGAGUUUAUCUGCGACAGAAAGAGGAACAGCUAACUGUUGUCAAGUCGAACCGCAACUCCCAGAAUUCACUGGGGCUUCUGGCCGUUCCCAUAGAGGUUCUGAUGGAACAAGCGGCAGAGAGGCGCCAUAGACUGGUGGUGGAGGAAUCACAGAGGCUAACUGAGCUUCUCAGCAGUAAUGUUCAUCAAGAUCUGCUUGAUGACGCUGAUGAGCAAGGUGAUGAAGGUGAUGAUGAAGAUGGUUUCUCCUCUCGUCUCUGGGUCGACCGCUUCUCCCCUCGACAGUACACUGAACUACUGAGUGAUGACUUUACCAACCGCUGCCUGCUGAAGUGGCUGAAGCUUUGGGACACGGUGGUUUUUGGCCGUGAGAGGAAGGCCCGCCCCAUCGCGCAGGAUUCCAAAAAUGGCAACCAAUCACAGAACAACUUCAAGACCAAGAGCCAAAUCACAGAGGAGAUCCUGGAAGCUGAGCUGGACCAGUACAAACGACCCAAGUACAAGGUGGCGCUGUUGUCUGGACCACCAGGGCUGGGGAAGACCACCUUGGCCCACAUCAUUGCAAAGCACGCUGGGUACAACGUGGUGGAGAUCAAUGCCAGUGAUGACCGCAGUGCGGAGCUCUUCCAGAAGCGCAUCGACACGGCAACACAGAUGAAGUCGGUGCUGGGAGCCAAUGAGAAGCCCAACUGCCUUGUGAUUGACGAGAUUGACGGCGCCCCCUCUGCGGCCAUCAGCGUGCUAUUGGCUACUUUGAACAGGAAGGAGAGUCGUGAGGAGGGCGAAUCAGGAACCAACGCCCUGAAGAAGAAGAAGAAGAAAGAGACUGUCCUCCUUCGCCCAAUCAUCUGCAUCUGCAAUGACCUUUAUGUCCCAGCACUGCGACCUCUGCGGCAGCAAGCCUUCCUAUUGGCCUUCCCUCAGACUCAACCCUCGCGCCUCACACAGAGAUUAGCGGAGAUCUCUCGGUUUCAGGGCAUGAAAGUAGACACUGGCACCUUGAUGGCUCUUUGUGAGAAAACUGAUAACGACAUCAGAGCCUGUCUCAACACCCUGCAGUUCCUGCACGGGCGUGGUCAGAGGCAGCUGGACCAGCGUGCGGUGACCAGUGUGUGUGUCGGACAGAAGGACCAGAACAAGGGGCUCUUCACAGUGUGGCAGGAGAUCUUCCAGCUGCCGCGCACCAAGAGGAAGCGGAUUGGCACGGAGGCCUUGGAGGAGGCGUGGCUUAACGAGGGAGCGCAAAGACUACAGCACAUCCUGCAUCUGGUGUCCUCGACUGGGGAGAAGGAAAAACUCACACAGGGUCUGUAUGAUAACUUCCUGAACAUGAAGCUGAAGGACCCCAGCCUGCGGGGUGUGUGUGAGGGGCUGGACUGGCUCUGCUACGCGGACGUUCUGAAUGACCACGUGUUCCACACCCAGAACUACUCGCUCAUGAGAUACACACCCUUCCUGACCGUCGCAUUCCACCUGCUCUACGCACACACACACACACCCCGCAUCAACUACCCGUCCAGCCACUAUGAGGCGCAGGCGCGUACCCAGAACAUGAGGAAUGCGGUGGUUGCCAUGUUGGCUGAGAUUCCCCCGGCCAUGCGGAGUCGCUUGGCCCUGACCACCCUCUGCCUGGACAUGCUCAGCCUUCUGCUGGACCUCAUCUCCCCAAAACUACGCCCUGUGAAUCCCCAGCUGUACAGCUCCCGAGAGAAACAGCAGCUGUGUGAGCUGAUCGACACCAUGAUCAACUACAACCUCAGUUAUAGACAGGACCGCACUCAGGAAGGACAAUACACAUACGUACUGGAACCUAACGUGGAGGAGGUGGUGCGGUUUCCAGGGCUGCCCCCACGGCGACAGCUGACCUAUCAGGUGAAGCAGCUCAUCGCCAGGGAGACCGAGCUGGAGAGGAUGAGGAGAACCGAGAGAGCACAGCAGAGACGCAACACACACACGAGGGAAGACCCACAGGAAGUGAAGAAAGACAAACAGGAAGUGAAGACAGACAAUCAGGAAGUGAAGAGAGUCUCUAGCAAGAACCAUCAACAGCGUCUAGAGAACAUCGUCAAACAGACUGUGGUGGAAAUCAGGCCAGAAGUGGACUUCUUUGGCCGUACCAUCAUACCAAAAGAGAAGCCCACCACCACUUCAACAACAGAGGCCAGUAAAGGGGGCAUGGUUAUGCAAAUUGGCCGUGCUGUGGGGAACAGUGACGUUUGGUUCCGCUUCAACGAGGGCGUGUCCAAUGCUGUCAGACGCAAUGUGUAUAUCCGGGAGCUGCUCUGAGAGUGUGUGUGUGUGUGUGUGUGUGUGUGUGUGUGUCUGUGUCUGUAAGAGCAGCUGUCAUUUGUAGAUAUCACUGUGAAUAAACUCAGAAAUGCUAAACUGAAUUGGUUGUCCUU